CCCAUCCCUUAACUUAGCCCAAUCCAUCCAUGUGUAUUCUGUAGACAAAAAAACCAAACGGAAGAAAAGGGUGCAAGUGCCGAUCGAACUUAGAAGAAACCCAGAAACGUCCGACCGGAAGAAACAAGAGACUAGAGAACCGAGUCGCCGCCUCCACCGCCGGACGCCGAGUCGCCGACCUGCACGCCUCCACCCUCCAGGUUAGGUUCUUAAUCUGUGUAAAACAGAGGGAAGGCCCUAAUUUGAGAGGGAGACACCGGAAGUUUAAAUUUAACCAGAAAAAAGAACUCACAAACAAGAAACUGAGCACUGGUAAAGAAUCAAGGUCCAACAAUGUCGUAUGAUGACGUGGAGAUAGAGGAUAUGGAAUGGAACGAGAAGCUUGAAGCAUAUACAUACCCUUGCCCGUGUGGAGACUUGUUCCAGAUAACGAAACAUGACCUAAUGCUUGGGGAGGAGAUUGCUACAUGUCCAAGUUGCUCACUUUACAUUACUGUCGUCUACAACCCCGAAGAUUUUCAAGCCAAACAGGCCACGCAACCCCAUGUUCCUCCUGAAUCGCUGCCUGUUGCUGCCGCUUGAGUUGCCACUUGGGUCACAAACUCUUGGCUACUUUUCUUAAAUUGAAUUAGGUUAUGAAUUAGGUUAUGCAGGUUAUAUGUUUUUGUAUGACUGUUUCUUUUAGUAAUGUGCUGAAAUCGGAGAAUCUUUUUCAUGUUCUUUUGCCCACUUUUCUACCGUAAUCCGUCGUUGAUGCGCUUUCAUUACAUAUUACUGCAUUUUCUUGUGUGGUGUUCUAUUCAUAUGUUCCAUAUCUCACUCUUGGUUCAGUCGAAAAGAAAAAGACCCCGUAUUG
Molecule: messenger RNA, 856 nt
Organism: Cuscuta campestris
Lineage: Eukaryota; Viridiplantae; Streptophyta; Magnoliopsida; Solanales; Convolvulaceae
Source: the annotation of a GenBank genome assembly